Molecule: messenger RNA, 330 nt
Organism: Ruditapes philippinarum (Manila clam)
Lineage: Eukaryota; Metazoa; Mollusca; Bivalvia; Venerida; Veneridae
Product: interferon-inducible GTPase 1-like
Exons: 1
Coding region: 1-330 (109 amino acids)
Cellular component (GO): membrane
Molecular function (GO): GTP binding
Source: RefSeq, a predicted model, not a curated record
AUGGGUGCAUCAAAAAGUAGGCCAUUGCCACCAGCUCUAAAGGAUCUCGAAGAAUUGGAUCCAAAAGAGUUUGGAAACUACAAAAUGGCUUUUAACAAUGGUGGAAUGUCAGAAUUGAAAAAGAAAGUUGAUGAAGAUAUAGACAAGUGGAAAAAUGUUCCAGUGAACAUUGCUGCCACGGGGUAUACAGGGGUUGGCAAGUCGUCAUUCAUUAACAGUUUCAGAGGACUCAGAGCGAAUUCAGACGGAGCAGCAAAAGUUGAUGUGGAUGAAGCAACUGCUGAACCUACGAAAUACAUGCAUCCAAUAAAUAAGAACAUUGCUCUUUAG